AUGGACACCACUCUGGACCAGACGAGGUCUCCCGAUAAUGUGAACGACCUUUUUGACUACGAUGUGGGAUUGGAUGAGAUUUUCCAAGCAAAGGCCGUUUCCAAUGCCGAUUCCUCUAAACCCACAACUGGCAAUUCUGCCGCACUGGGGCUGGGUCUGGAUGAAGAAGUUAAAGUGACGAAGAAACGGCAACCAAUCGCGAAAUUGGAUGAAGAACGUCUUCUAUCACAGUCGGGGAUUCCGAAAUUACGGCACAUCGCGAAGCAAAAGCUCAGGUUCAAGGGCAAAGGGCACGAGUUUUCGGAUGCGGCACGGCUUCUGAGCUUCUACCAGCUCUGGCUUGACGACUUGUUUCCACGCGCAAAGUUCGCAGAUGGGUUGACUAUGAUAGAGAAGCUGGGACAUACGAAGCGUAUCCAAACAAUGCGCCGGGAAUGGAUCGAAGAAGAGAAGCCAAGGCGAUUGGGUGAUCAUGAACCCUUACAUUACUUGUCAGAUGGAAAGGCUCUCCCAAUCAAGGCUUCUUCGGAUUACCCUAGUGCCGGACAUGCAGAGCCCCAGGAUCAACCCUCAGAAAGACGACCGCAACACACAACAAGCACGCCAGGGAUAGCAGACCAAGAUCUCUUCAUGCCGGAUCCGGAGGGACAAGCAAGACCACUCAUCAGUCAUCCUGAAUCAGAUUAUGAUGAUCUUGAUGAUCUUCUUCGGGAGCAAGAUGAUUACAUGUCUGGGGAACCUGAUCCAGUCGGAAACGCACCCAACACAGAUGCCGAUAGUUUUGAUGCUGAAUACGAAGCUAUGCAGGAAUUUGGGAUGUAA
This is a messenger RNA of Penicillium macrosclerotiorum, 822 nucleotides long. Its product is annotated as Chromosome segregation in meiosis protein 3. NCBI's taxonomy places the organism in Eukaryota, Fungi, Ascomycota, Eurotiomycetes, Eurotiales, Aspergillaceae. Gene Ontology annotation, molecular function: DNA binding. Gene Ontology annotation, biological process: DNA damage response; replication fork processing; replication fork arrest. The transcript has 3 exons. The record is from RefSeq and is a predicted model, not a curated record. The coding region runs from base 1 to 822 and encodes 273 amino acids. Gene Ontology annotation, cellular component: nucleus; replication fork protection complex.